CUUCACUCUCUCCACUCUCAUCUUCUUCUACCCUAAGCUAGCUGUUCUUCAGAGACCAGUGCCAGAGUUAGCUCCCUGGUUUUCCGAUGGCCGGCACCGAUUUCACAGCCUCCGAGCUUUCCUCUCCGGCGGCCCCUCAUUUGGAGGAGUUGAAUGAAACAAGGCAGAAGAACGAGAAUGCAGUUCCUGUUAGUGCUAAGAUUGCUGAAUUGAGUGAAUCAAGGCAAGAGCUUCUCAGUCGAAUUCAGAAUUUGAAACAGGAUUUGCAAAGUUGGAGAUCAAAGCUGGACACUCAAGUAAAGGUCUAUCGGGAUUUCGUUCUUCGAAUUUCACAGGAGCUUUCGGAACUAAAGAAAUCACUCAAUGGAGAGGUGGAUCAACUUCGAUCGGAUUUUCAAUUGCUGAAAAGUACCCUUCAACAGCAGCAGGAAGAUGUCACUGCCAGCCUUAGAAACCUUGGGCUUCAGGAUGUUGCUGAAGGCAACAAAGACGAAGGUGCAACAUUUGGCAAUAACGGAACGGAGGGUCAGGAUUUGUCCAAGGAGAAUGCUAAAGAAACCCCAAAAUCUGCAAUGGAAUCGCCUUCUCCUCCACGAUCUGCAAUGGAAUCGUUGGAUUUAUGUUUUGAAUCUUUUGUUCCUGAGACGGAAUUUCAAGAUUGUGGAGGUGAGGACGUGAAUUUCAUCUCUGAUGACACGGAGGAGGACGAGAAAUCAACUGAAUUCAAAACGGGUAGUCACACAGAGGCAGUGCUCGGCCUUGCUUGGAAUGAGGAGUAUAGAAAUGUUCUAGCUAGUGCUAGUGCUGACAAAUCAGUUAAGAUUUGGGAUGUAUCAAAGCAAAUAUGUGAUAUCACCAUGAAUGACCAUGUUGACAAGGCAAGGCAGAACAAUUAUGUACUUCUAACUUUACAAAUGUCUUACAAGUUACAAAUCAAUUUUUGCCUGCUCACCUAUGCGUAUCUUCAGGUGCAAGCAGUUGCAUGGAAUCCAUUUCACCCCAAAAUUCUUCUUUCCGGCUCUUUUGAUCGCUCAGUUAUCUUGAAGGAUGUAAGGAUACCAUCUCAUGCUGGAUUGAAAUUUUCAGUGGCUGCCCAAGUUGAAAGCUUGAAAUGGGACCCACAUGCUGAGAAUUCAUUUCUGGUGAGCUUGGAGAAUGGUACGAUAAGUAGUUUUCACUUAGAGGCGGGUGCUGAUCCUAAUAUGAAGCCAAGUUUCACCCUCCAUGCUCAUGACAAAGCUGUUUGCUCCAUUGCUUUUAAUCCGUUGGUUCCAAAUCUUCUUGCAACAUGUUCUCUCGAUAAAACGGUAAAACUAUGGGAUUUGUCCGGCAAUCAACCUUCAUGUAUUGCCUCUAGGAAUCCCAAAGCGGGGGCUCUCUUUUCCAUUUCAUUCUCAAAUGACUACCCAUAUUUGCUUGCAAUGGGUGGCUCUGAAGGAAAGCUUGAAAUGUGGGACAUUUUAAAAGAGGAUGCCAUUUCCAAGAAAUAUGAUCAGCUGGCUCGGGCAAAGUCUAAAUCUAAGUAAUGUCACUCUAUGAAGGAGCCUAUAAAAAUGCGCCAUUUCUGGCACUUAUUUAUUGACAAAUCGGUGAAAUUCAGUAGAUGAUUAAGCAAUUUUG
Molecule: messenger RNA, 1620 nt
Organism: Cuscuta campestris
Lineage: Eukaryota; Viridiplantae; Streptophyta; Magnoliopsida; Solanales; Convolvulaceae
Source: the annotation of a GenBank genome assembly